Messenger RNA from Papilio polytes (common Mormon), 1671 nucleotides. RefSeq names its product potassium/sodium hyperpolarization-activated cyclic nucleotide-gated channel 2-like (gene Ih). Gene Ontology annotation, cellular component: membrane. Gene Ontology annotation, molecular function: monoatomic ion channel activity. The annotation marks the transcript as partial. The transcript has 10 exons. Lineage: Eukaryota; Metazoa; Arthropoda; Insecta; Lepidoptera; Papilionidae. The record is from RefSeq and is a predicted model, not a curated record. Gene Ontology annotation, biological process: transmembrane transport; monoatomic ion transport.
CGCGCCCCCGACCGCGCCGACUGCGCCUCCGUGCGUAUCUCCAUCGACAACACUAACACCUGCUGCACUGACUCGCUCGUCACCGCGCUCGAUGAUGAAACAUUAUUAUUAGGCGACGCCGAUAUGUCGCUGAAGCAGGGCAGCGGCACCGGCAAGGUCCACUUCGGUGGUCUGGACGAUGUAUCCCUGUACGGCACGCCCGUGGAGCCCGCGCCCCCCGCGCCCGACGCCAAGCAGGGCUUCUUGCGCAACCAGCUGCAAGCACUCUUCCAGCCGACCGACAACAAGCUAGCAAUGAAACUUUUCGGCUCAAAAAAGGCGCUGAUGAAGGAGCGCAUCAGGCAGAAAGCAGCCGGCCACUGGGUCAUCCAUCCGUGCAGUAGUUUUAGAUUCUACUGGGAUCUAUGCAUGCUGCUGCUACUGGUGGCGAACCUCAUCAUCCUGCCUGUUGCCAUCUCCUUCUUCAACGACGACCUCAGCACACGUUGGAUAGCCUUCAACUGUCUAUCUGACACCAUAUUCCUUAUAGAUAUUGUUGUUAAUUUUAGAACAGGAAUAAUGCAGCAAGAUAAUGCGGAGCAAGUGAUAUUAGACCCCAAGUUAAUAGCAAAGCAUUAUUUAAGGACGUGGUUCUUCCUGGACCUCAUCUCUAGUAUACCACUAGAUUAUAUUUUCUUGAUCUUCAAUCAGGACUUUAGUGAAAGCUUUCAAAUCCUCCACGCGGGACGCGCGCUCAGGAUACUGCGGCUGGCCAAGCUGCUCUCCCUGGUGCGGCUGCUGCGCCUCUCGAGGCUCGUCAGGUUCUGUUCGCAGUUCCUCAACAUGGCAUCUGUGUUUAUGCGGAUAUUCAAUUUGAUCUGCAUGAUGCUGCUAAUCGGCCACUGGUCAGGGUGUCUGCAAUUCCUGGUUCCGAUGCUACAGGGCUUCCCUCCGAAUUCAUGGGUCGCUAUAAACGAACUUCAGGAAGCUUUUUGGCUAGAACAAUAUUCGUGGGCACUGUUCAAAGCGAUGUCGCACAUGCUGUGCAUUGGAUACGGCCGGUUCCCGCCGCAGUCGCUCACGGAUAUGUGGCUCACGAUGCUCUCCAUGAUAUCAGGCGCUACCUGCUAUGCCCUCUUCCUCGGUCACGCCACCAACCUCAUCCAGAGUCUUGACUCGUCUAGAAGGCAGUACCGAGAAAAGGUAAAACAAGUAGAAGAAUAUAUGGCCUAUAGAAAACUGCCUCGGGAAAUGAGACAGCGUAUAACCGAGUACUUCGAACAUCGCUACCAAGGCAAAUUUUUCGACGAGGAGCUGAUUUUGGGCGAGCUGAGCGAGAAAUUACGAGAGGACGUCAUCAACUACAACUGCCGUUCGCUUGUAGCCUCCGUGCCAUUCUUUGCCAACGCUGACUCCAACUUCGUAUCGGACGUCGUCACCAAACUCCGUUACGAAGUCUUCCAACCUGGCGAUAUCAUCAUAAAAGAAGGAACCAUCGGCAACAAAAUGUACUUCAUCCAGGAGGGUAUCGUAGACAUCGUAAUGGCAAACGGAGAGGUAGCAACCAGCCUGUCCGAUGGCUCCUACUUCGGCGAGAUCUGUCUCCUGACGAACGCUCGUCGAGUCUGCGCGUGCGUGUGCGCGCCACUCGAUAGCAAUACUAGGCUUAGUGCGAGCUCGCCGCCUCGCUAG